Xylaria bambusicola is the source of this 1686-nucleotide messenger RNA. RefSeq lists its product as uncharacterized. The coding region runs from base 367 to 1686 and encodes 439 amino acids. The transcript has 3 exons. The record is from RefSeq and is a predicted model, not a curated record. Lineage: Eukaryota; Fungi; Ascomycota; Sordariomycetes; Xylariales; Xylariaceae.
UUUCGACCGUGCUGCACAAGUCCAGCACCGAGAUUCAGACAUGUUCUAUCCAGUUGAGCCCGUCUUGCGGGGUUUGAGAUAUUGCGACAGCGUAUGAAACCCCAUCACCAAGUACGGGCUGAGCCAUGAAGGUAAUUUUUGUCCUAUGUGGCUUUACUGGCCCACCGUCGUCGUAGGUUUAGACAUACUCCAACGCUGGACUUUAUUUUCGUGUCCAACAGGGUUGAGAGUCAAAGCAAACUUUGUCGGAUGGUAUAAAAGGACCAACUAUCUCAGUGCUAGGCACUCUCUAUCUUCCACUUCCACUCUCAACUCUCCUUCUAUUCAACACCCUCCUCAUCGGACCUGAAUCCCACCAGCACCAUCAUGGAUCCGUUCAACAAGUUACCGCCCGAACUCCGAGAGGAGAUUCUCAUCGCCACCAACUCUAAGCGUUCAAUUCUGCAGCUCAUCCGAGCCUCGCCCACCAUGCUUGGACAGUACGUGCAUUCCAAAAAAUUUAUCGAGCCCAAACUAUUUGACAUUGAUGCCGAGUUCGACGACGAUAUGCUUAACGAUGCCAUAGCAAUUAUCCGGUUUCCACGCCAUAGAGAUGGUGGCCUGUUUUGGCCUGCUAUGGAUCACGAGGAAUUAUGGUUGGAGGGCUGGUUUGUCAGCACCUGGAAGAAGGACAGGAGUCCUAUUGAGGGUGAAAUCAGUCGACUGUAUCACCGGCUGGUCGUGUUUGUUAGGGAUUACCUCACGAAAGCAACAGCUGCUUGCCCCGCCCGGGAGUAUUGGUGUCUCCCACACCAAGGAGGCCAGUUGACGUUUAAAGACCGUGCUUACGAAGUGAUCAGUAAGUUCUGCUACUUUGCUGGUGUGAAGCUAUGGCUUUGGUGUCACAGGUACUAUUCAGUACAGGAAUUACUCACGGGCCGCCUCCGACAGUGGGAGAAAGAAGCUAUAGUCUGCGUUGAGGAGUACCUCCAAUCUCUUUACAGGGCUGUGCUUAUCCAAUGCGGUAACUCUCAGCUACCGGAAACCUCUGCCGCUCGGCAUAUCUCUCACGCUCCCGAUGCCAGAGAAUGGGAAGGCUAUGAGCUGAUCGCUCUAGAAUAUAUUGAAAGCGAGUAUUAUGGUCGCCAUAAAUUAAAUAGGACGCUCACCUUGAAUUUGUACGAACUUUGCCAAUGGCUGGCCUGCUUCGGGUUGGAUCUGGCCACCAUCGUUGUUCAAGGAGCCACAGGUGGACAACAUGCACGGGCUAUAGUUGGGGAAUGGCUAAAAGAUCUCGCAAAAAGGGGCCCACAAUGUGGCUUCUUUCGCUCACUGGAUUAUGCACAAACUGUGUCCUCCGUGCUUAGAAGCGGUAUCACCUUCCGGGACCACAUGCAAGAUUGGAGUGGAGUGAAUGAGCAGGACAAGUAUCUCAAGCUGUACAGGUCUCGAGCAUGGGUAUUUCUCGACGACGCCCGCCUCUUCAAAUCGGACGGCGAGGGGCCGCACUUCCCAGCGGACGAUAUUGUCUUUCCCCACAUCCGAUUCAACGACAUCAUCGGUCCCCGGCUGUAUAUAAACCUCUCGAGCCGCGAUCCCAGAGCUAAAAAGUGGACGGCGACGGAGGAGGCUAGGCAUUUAUCUCAACUGCUCUCGCUCCAGGAGACUUCCACAGUCAGAAGUGCCCGAUCAACCAAAGACCCCUGA